Ostreococcus lucimarinus CCE9901 is the source of this 1905-nucleotide messenger RNA. RefSeq names its product DASS family transporter: sodium ion/sulfate. Lineage: Eukaryota; Viridiplantae; Chlorophyta; Mamiellophyceae; Mamiellales; Bathycoccaceae. Gene Ontology annotation, molecular function: monoatomic cation transmembrane transporter activity. The transcript is spliced from 2 exons. Gene Ontology annotation, biological process: transmembrane transport; potassium ion transport. The record is from RefSeq and is a predicted model, not a curated record. The coding region runs from base 1 to 1905 and encodes 634 amino acids. Gene Ontology annotation, cellular component: plasma membrane.
AUGUUCAUCGCGCUGCUGAAAAAUGUCGCGGGGCCGGACGUGUUGAUGCUCGGCGCGCUCGCGCUCGAGCUCGCGGCUUCGAUCGUGGACCUGGGCGAGGGAUUGAAGGGGUUCAGCAAUAAAGGCUUGCUCACCGUCGCGUGCUUGUUCGUCGUGGCGGCGGGGAUAUCGAACACGGGCGCGCUGGACUAUUACAUGAGCAAAGCCUUGGGGACGCCGAAGAGCGCGGCGGACGCGCAGCUGCGGUUGAUGGUGCCGAUCGCGGUGGUGAGCGCGUUUUUGAAUAAUACGCCGGUGGUGGCGAUCAUGAUACCGAUCGUGCAGAAGUGGUCGCGGAAGUGUAAGAUUUCGUCGGCGCAGUUGUUCAUACCGCUGUCGUUUAGCUCGAUUUUAGGCGGCACGUGCACGCUGAUCGGGACGUCGACGAAUUUGGUCGUCGAUGGCAUGCGACGGGAGCGAUAUCCCAAUGAACGCGCGCUCGGGUUGUUUGAGCUGUCGAAGUUUGGCGUGCCGGUGUUGCUGAGCGGGUUGGCGUACAUGCUCAUCGCGGCGCCGGCAUUGCUGCCGGGCGGCGCGCGAGACGGCAAUCGCGCGGGGGGGCAAGACAUGGAUAUGGACGAUUUAACCUUUGCCAUUCCCAUGCGCGUCGUGAGUGGAGGGGCGUUGGAUGGCAAAACCAUCAGAGGCGUUGAUCUGGCGAACGUGCCGGGUUUAUUUUGCACGGCAAUUCAAUCGAACGCGAGCAGCGAAAUGCGCAUACCGGACGCCGAGACAAUUCUUAAUGGUGAAGAUAUUUUGUGGUUUGCGGGCGAUAUGAACGGUAUGCAGACGCUUCGACGCAUUCCUGGGUUAGUUUCGCAAGAAAAUCAAGUGGAAAAGCUCAAGCACGUCCGUAAAACUGAUCGAAGAUUAGUGCAAGCCGUGAUAUCACAAGGGAGCUCGCUCGUGGGGAGAUGCGUCCGUGACACGCACUUCAGAACGCGUUACGACGCCGUCAUCAUCGCUGUCCAACGCAGUGGAGGGCGUAUACAGGCGAGAAUCGGCGAUAUCGUACUCGAAGCGGGCGACGUUUUGCUCCUGGACACGUCGACGAGUUUUUUGCUUGAUCAUAAGUCGGAUCCGACGUUUGCGCUCAUCUCUGAAAUCGAAGACUCCGCUCCGCCGCAAUUCGACAAGCUUCUUCCUUCUCUCGGCACAGCAGUAGUGAUGAUAGCUGUUUUUGUCGCCGGUGCGCUCGAUCUCUUCGUCGCCGCGUUACUGGCUUCGGGCGUCAUGCUCGCCACGGGAUGUCUGACACAGGAGCAGGCGCGCGCGGCGGUCAAAUGGGACGUCAUUGUCACGAUAGCUGCCGCGUUCGGAAUUUCCGCGGCGAUGGAGCAAAGUGGUGUCGCUGCCGGGAUUGCAUCGACGCUCGUGAGCGCCGGCAACGGCAUGGGUACUGGGAAGCCGGGAAUUCUCGUCGCCGUCUACCUCGCCACAGUUGUGUUGUGCAACAUCGUCGGUAACAACGCCGCCGCCGCGCUCAUGUACCCCAUCGCCGCUGGCGCUGCGGAAAAGCAAGGGAUUGAUAACGUUCAGAUGAGCUACUUGCUCAUGCUUGCCGCUUCGGCAUCGUUCAUGUCUCCAUUUGGUUACCAAACCAACUUGAUGGUGUACGGUCCAGGCGGCUACGUUUUCGCCAAUUUCCUCAAGUUCGGCGCACCGAUGCAAGUAGUUCAGCUGAUCGUCUCUGUUUCUGUUGUUCUACUCGACAGCAAGUGGUGGAUCGGGUGGAUCGUGGGUUUCGGCGCCAUCCUCACGAUUUACCUAACGCGUCUCGUCGUGCCAAUUAUACGCAAACGGCGAGACGCCGCGCGCGGCGGCUCGACCGAUUCGCGGCUCGACCCCAUUCAGGAAGUUCUGUGA